This is a messenger RNA of Ictidomys tridecemlineatus (thirteen-lined ground squirrel), 834 nucleotides long. NCBI's taxonomy places the organism in Eukaryota, Metazoa, Chordata, Mammalia, Rodentia, Sciuridae. The record is from RefSeq and is a predicted model, not a curated record.
CCUCAGAACAAAGACCAGAAAGCUGUUAAUCCAGAAGAUGAUUUCCAGCGGGAAAUGAGUUUCUACCGCCAGGCCCAGGCUGCUGUGCUUGCAGUAUUACCCCGCCUCCAUCAGCUCAAAGUCCCUACCAAGAGGCCAACCGAUUAUUUUGCAGAAAUGGCUAAGUCCGAUCAACAGAUGCAAAAGAUUCGACAGAAGCUGCAGACUAAACAGGCCGCCAUGGAGAAGUCUGAAAAAGCUAAACAACUGCGAGCACUUAGGAAAUAUGGAAAGAAGGUGCAAACGGAAGUUCUUCAGAAGAGGCAGCAGGAGAAAAAGCAUAUGAUGAAUGCCAUUAAGAAAUAUCAGAAAGGCUUCUCUGAUAAACUGGAUUUCCUUGAGGGUGAUCAGAAAUCCGUCCCACAGGGCACAAAGGCAGCAGCUAAAGCCCAGCAGAUGAAGAAAGGGCCCAGUGCCAAGCGACGAUACAAAAACCAGAAGUUUGGUUUUGGUGGAAAGAAGAAAGGCUCCAAGUGGAACACUCGUGAGAGCCAUGAUGAUGUAUCCAGCUUCCGAGCCAAGACAGCCCAUGCCAAGGGCCCCAAGAGGCCUGGAAAGAAAGGAGCAAAUAAGAGACCUGGAAAACGAACGAGAGAGAAGAUGAAGAGCAGAACCCGUUGAUCAGCCUCUUUAUACAAAGAACAAAGCAAAAGGCAUGAAGCCUUGGAAUUUCAAAGUACAUUGGUUUCUUUUUGUUUAAAAAAAAAAAAAAAUCAAUGAAAUGUAUACUCUUGGACUGAAAGAUUUGGAAGUGACUUUGCAUAUUAAAUAAUAUUCCUAUUUAUUAAUAAUUUA